AUGUCAACCCCAACCCCCGCCUCCACCUAUAGCGAUUGCGUCUCAUCAUUACGCACAUCCCUCACCCUGCUCGAAUCCUCCGUCGAAACCCUCGGAACCGGCGUCCAAGACUUUCCACGACUGGCCUCGAUCCUCAAGACCGUGCGGCACUACGAACUAAUCCCGCACCCAACCCUCUCCGCGGCCGAGGCCUCCCUGCGCGACGAGAUCGGGCCGUUCGUAACCCUCCUCCUCGACCGCGCAGACAAGCAUCUGGACCGUCAAGCGCGGCGGAUUGAGACACUCAAGGCGCGCGCAGAGCUCAAUGCGGGCAGGUUAUCACAUCUUCCCGAUAACACCAACGGUCAACAAGGGAAGUCGCGCGGUGGUGGCAACUACGGGAAAGGAGGGCGUCCACUCAGCGGGGAGGCGGGGGGUCUGCGUGUCAAAGUGGUGAGGCAGCGCAAGGAGGCGCUCAAGUACAGUGUUGAAAGGCUUGAGAUGGAGGUGCAGCAGAAGGAGAGGGAGUUGAGGAUGAGGCUGGAGAGGACUUGAGCUGAGCUGAUCUGAUCUGCGCAUCUGAAAGUUAUCUGGGUCGGCUGCGAUUGUUUGAUUUCAGAUUGGGGCUGGCUGGCAAAAAGGUUUUGGCUUAGAUGAUGUGGAAGGAAGCCA
Molecule: messenger RNA, 651 nt
Organism: Canariomyces notabilis
Lineage: Eukaryota; Fungi; Ascomycota; Sordariomycetes; Sordariales; Chaetomiaceae
Exons: 2
Coding region: 1-534 (177 amino acids)
Biological process (GO): attachment of spindle microtubules to kinetochore
Cellular component (GO): spindle microtubule; DASH complex
Source: RefSeq, a predicted model, not a curated record